Pistacia vera is the source of this 2468-nucleotide messenger RNA. RefSeq names its product pre-mRNA-splicing factor CWC22 homolog. NCBI's taxonomy places the organism in Eukaryota, Viridiplantae, Streptophyta, Magnoliopsida, Sapindales, Anacardiaceae. Gene Ontology annotation, cellular component: catalytic step 2 spliceosome. Gene Ontology annotation, biological process: mRNA splicing, via spliceosome. The record is from RefSeq and is a predicted model, not a curated record. The coding region runs from base 134 to 2251 and encodes 705 amino acids. Gene Ontology annotation, molecular function: protein binding; RNA binding. The transcript is spliced from 7 exons.
CAUCAGCUCUAAGUUUUUAAGAAAAUAAAAUAAAAUAAAAAAUUUCCAAACCCCUCUCCUUUUAAAACCAAACCCAAACCCUAGUAAUCCCAUUUGGUUCGCGAAAUCUGGAUUUGGAUUUUGCUUUUGAUUAAUGGCUGGAGAGCGCAGCAGAGAUAGGGAUCGGGAAAGGGAGAGAAGAGGGCGAAAGGAGAGUGGAGAGGAAAGAGACGGUGAGUAUGGAAGUCGGGACAGGCAUAGGGAGAGAAGACGAGAUAAGAGUGAUAGGGAUAGGGAUAGGCGCAGAAGAUCGGAGAGAGACGACGAUGAUAGGAAGCAAAGAAAGAAGAAAGAGGGUAGGGACGGCCGGUAUGAUAGAGAUAAGGAGAACGAAAAGGAUAGGAGACUCGAAGAUAGUCAAAGGGAAGAGGGGGAGUUGGUUGAGGAUUCCAAAAAAUCCAAUUCGCGUGUGGAGAAUGUGAAUGCGAAUGUUAAUGGUAAUGCAGCUUUGAGUUUGGGAAGAAGUGGAGGUGUUUAUAUCCCGCCUUUUAAGUUGGCAAGGAUGAUGAAGGAGGUGGAAGAUAAAAGCAGUGUUGAGUAUCAGCGUUUGACAUGGGAUGCUCUUCGUAAGAGUAUAAACGGGCUUGUUAACAAGGUUAAUGCUACUAAUAUAAAGAAUAUCAUUCCUGAAUUGUUUGCUGAGAAUAUGAUUAGAGGAAGAGGUCUGUUUUGUCGGUCGUGUAUGAAAUCACAAAUGGCAUCUCCUGGUUUUACCGAUGUGUUUGCAGCUCUGGCUGCUGUUGUUAACACCAAAUUUCCUGAGGUGGGUUUGCUUUUGUUGAGAAGGAUGGUUUUGCAGUUCCAGAGAGCUUAUAAGCGGAAUGACAAGCCACAAUUACUAGCAGCUGUUAAAUUUAUAGCACAUUUAGUAAACCAACAAGUGGCUCAUGAGAUUAUUGCUCUAGAGUUGCUCAUGCUUCUACUGACCAAACCAACCGAUGACAGUGUGGAAGUAGCUGUUGGUUUUGUCACUGAGUGUGGAUCAAUACUUCAAGAUCUCUCACCAAGAGGACUUCAUGGUAUUUUUGAGCGGUUUCGUGGAAUUCUUCAUGAAGGAGAGAUAGACAAACGUGUUCAGUUCUUGAUUGAAGGCCUGUUUGCUAUAAGGAAAGCCAAAUUUCAGGGUUACCCGGCUGUUCGUCCAGAGCUCGACCUUGUAGAGCAGGAAGAUCAGUUUACGCAUGAGAUAUCCCUUGAUGAUAAGGUGGAUCCAGAGAUUACACUUGAUAUUUUCAAACCAGAUCCUCAGUUCCUGGAGAAUGAAAAACGUUAUGAAGAAUUGAAGAAAACGAUCCUCGGUGAGGAGUCUGAUGAUGAAGAAGGCUCUGAUGCAGCUUCAGGUGAUGAGGAUGAUGAUGAUGAUGACAACGAUGAUGAAGAGUCUGAAGAAGAUGAUGAAGAGCAGAUGCAAAUAAAAGAUGAAACUGAAACGAACCUUGUAAAUCUUCGGAGGACAAUUUAUCUAACAAUUAUGUCUAGUGUAGAUUUUGAAGAGGCUGGCCACAAACUUCUGAAAAUCAAACUAGAGCCAGGUCAAGAGAUGGAGUUGUGUAUUAUGCUCUUGGAGUGUUGCAGUCAGGAGAGAACUUAUCUUCGGUAUUAUGGUCUUUUGGGGCAGCGGUUUUGCAUGAUAAACAAAGUCUAUCAAGAAAAUUUUGAGAAAUGCUUCGUCCAACAAUAUUCAAUGAUUCAUCGCCUUGAAACCAACAAGUUACGUAAUGUUGCCAAGUUUUUUGCCCAUUUACUCGGUACAGAUGCUCUGCCUUGGCAUGUUCUGGCCUAUAUUCGUUUAACUGAGGAGGACACGACUUCUUCUUCCCGUAUCUUUAUAAAGAUUCUCUUCCAGGAAUUGUCAGAGCAUCUUGGCAUUCGGUUGCUGAAUGAGCGGCUCACAGAUCCCACAAUGCAAGACUCAUGUGAAUCCAUUUUCCCGAGGGACAAUCCAAAGAACACAAGAUUUUCUAUCAAUUUCUUCACUUCCAUUGGUCUUGGUGGUAUUACUGAAAACUUGCGUGAAUACCUAAAGAACAUGCCACGGCUUAUCAUGCAACAACAAAAACCUGCUUCAGAAUCAGAAUCAGGUUCAGGAUCAGAUGAUGAAUCUGGUACUUCUGUUUCAUCUGAUUCAGAAACAUCUAAAUCCGACACAGAAUCGUCUAGUUCUGAAGAUGAACGGGACAGAAGGCACAGAAAAAGAAGUAGAAGAAACUAAAGCCAUUUCGGUUGUUCUUUCAAAAAAAAAUCUUGUAGUUUAUGUACUUUCCAGUCUGUAAAAUAUUUUACUUUGCUCGAGCUUCUCUUUUAUUCACAUGGAAAUGUUAAGUUUAGGACAUGUUGAGUAACCAUUUGUAGCAAUGUUUCAUUCAACUCAGUGUUUGUUUAAGCAAAAAAUUGAGCAAAUUUAUAAUCAUUUUGGUUUCUGAGUUCAA